UCCAAUGAUUGGUUAGUUAUAAUAUUAAAUAAAAAUGUCUGAACAAGACGAUGGGUCAAGCGACGACAGCUUUUACAAGGUUGAUAAACGAGAAGAAGACAAAACCCCAUUCAAAGAGAAAGCAAAACUCAUAGAAUCUCUAAAGAGAGACUUUAAUAAGAAAGAGUUUUCAAUUAAGUCUCUGGAAAGGAAAACUUCAAGAAACCCAAAGAAUAAGGGAGCUCAAGUCAAAGCUCAUAUUAAAAAGAUGGAUAUCUUCUUACAAGUAUGGGAUUUUCCUUCCCCUACAGACUACAUGAACUGGUUCCUUUCGAAUAUUAAUACCUUGAUCACUCCGAAAAUGAGUGUCAAAACCGAGUCAAAGUCAGUAGGAGUGCUUUCACUUGAUCAAGACUCUGAAGAGAAGAGCUUUGACUGAGAUUACAAAAGUGUUCAUUCCUCAACUAUGGUAAACUGAGACAAGGAUGAGGAUCACCUACCUUACUUUGAAUCUAUCAGAAUCUCUACGGUCACUUGGAAGGGGAGUAAUUCUAAUGGUGAGAUAAUUGGAGAGAAAAUUACACCUGAGACAAGAGUAAAUUGAUACCUUGACAAAUACAAUAUCGUAAUUUGCCUUGAUUUUAGUCAGAGUAUGAGUGCUGUAGAUGAAAGUGCUUGAAAAAUGUACUUCCAAAAGAUGAAAGAGGUGGUCAAUGCGACCUUAUUUAACCUCUCCUGAGCCAUUAAGAAAAAUGAUAGAAUCAAUAAAGAAUCUUUCAUCUUUAAGCCAAGGAUCUGACUCACUAUCAUCGGGUGUGGGCUCCCUGAUUUAACUAGUAAUGUUAAAAGUAACGAGCAUAUUUGCAGAGAAGAUAUAGUUGAAAGUUCUUUACCCAUACUUGUGCUUAACUACGAGGUUGAUAUCGAACAAAUCUGGGCUCUCGUUCAAAGAGUGAACUCUCAAAUUUAUAGAUUUGAAAGCCUUGCUCAAAAGAUAAUCAACAAGUCAAAUACGAGGUACAGAAGUGAAAGUUUGGAUAGAAUUAUACAAAAUAUCAUCUUUGUUCUCACCAAAUCUGAGCCGAAAUCUUUCCCAAUUGUGAUAUUAGUCACUGAUUGAUGAGUGUCCAACAGCUAUGGGCCUUACUACAACAGCAUGAUCAUGCAGCUAUGCAGGCUUGAUGCCAAAUGAAUAGUUGUGUCACUCGAGAACGAAACGAAUCACAAAAAUAGUUUUGGAUAUAUUAACAGCCAUGAAGCCUUCCGGAUCCUUGCAAUGGUGACUAAGGGUUAUUAUUUAAAAUAUAAAGACUUCGAGCGCUACUCGAAAUACUCUGAAGAUUCUACUAUAAAAAUAUAGAGAGAGUGAACAACAAGAAUAGACUAACUCCUCUUCAAAAGAUUAUCUUUUGUAGACCGAUUUACUAUGAUUCAAUGUUUAGUGACAACAGAAAUAUUGCUGAUUUCAGGACAUACUUGGCUCAGAGGAAGAACAUUUACAAACACAAGAACAUUGGAAGCCAAUUUGAGAUUAUGAACCCAAACAAGCUGAUGAAUUAUGUUUUUGCGCCUGUGUACAAGAAACUCCAGUACACUGAAUACACCUUAAAGUGCCCUUUCAAGAGUAUCUGAGAAGUCAGGACUUUCGAGUCAUUUAUCCUAAGAAGUAUUAAGACAAAGGAAGAUUCAGAGAAUGCUCUAAAGUCGGCUGAAUUUGUGUUUUACUGGAGCCAAAAUAUCCUCAUCUCCUACAUUCUUUGUGAGAUCGUCCAAGACAAAAGAGUUGGGCAUGGUCAGGAGAAAUUAUUGAAAGCUGUAGUUUUCAUAACUGCAGACGAGGAGAUCUUGAAGAAGUUCCAUGAAGAUAAACAUGUGAGUAUUUAUCAAGCUGAGAUGAGGAAGAAGUACAAACAUUCUAUGGUCAAAGCUCCAACCUCGACUUAUGAGAGAAUCCAGAGAUUUGUGAAAGACAUUUUCACUACAGAUCGCAUCGUAGCUAAUUUAGAGCAAUUAGGAGAAGCAUUUAGAUCAGAAAGAAUUGUUCAUAAAUACUUUAACGAUGGAAAAGAGCCCUUUAUGGAGACCCAGAAGAGCAUUGACCAUACCACAAGGAUGAACAAAUUCUCAUGGUGCAAUGAUGAUCCUGAAUAUUUAGAAAAGAUCGAAACAAUACCUCGUUCAAAGCUGGAGCAAGCUGAAAAGAGAGAAAAAUAUUUAUACCACGCCCUUAGUUUUAAGAAGAGGCAUGCUAAGCUUUUAGCUAAAAUUAAAAAGAAAAUGGAUGUGUCUAAUUGGCACAGCAAUCUGAAAGUUGGCAGAUUUGAUAUUCUCUGCAGAAGCAUAAACCCUCUGAUAUCUAACCCAGAGCAAAAUAAAGAGAUAAUCAUCAGAAGAAUGGUCUUCAAAGUGUUAUACAAGUACUGAUCAUUAGCUCUAAGCAAGGAUCUUCUUGUCAAGGAUAUCUCAACAAAGGAUGAAAACAAACUGAUCUUUACCUCUCUAUCAUGGAUGACUCCAAAUUUCUGUGUAGUUUUCGUUGGAAUGUAUAACACAGAAGGAAAUGAGCGUCUCAGAUAUCUCAAAGAGAUCGAAUCUAUCUUCACUAACGAGGAAAUGAAAGCCAAAGGAAUUACAUACAUCCUCUACGAUAGUAGAGUUUCAAGCUUAUUGGUAACUUUACCAAUAGAUGUGAUAAACAAGAGAAAAAGGUUGGAAAGACAAGCUGAGCUUGAGAAAAACAACCCAUCCUACAAGACGAAAUCUACUCUAAAUCAUGAGAUGAACAACUCUGGGGAUUUCAAGGAGAUCCCUAACUACAUUUUUAGAGCAGAUUCUAUGAAUAUCUUCAACUUUGUUCCCUACAAACAUGUGAGGCUAGCCAAUAGUUUUUGUAAAUAAAUGGAUUUGGUGCCAACGAAACAAGAAAAUUAUCCAAGACUUCAUAAAUAUCAUCGCUAGGCACAGAAUCUGUGAAGGAUUUGAACUAGUGCAUACCUGAAAUGAUGAACUGCUAUUCAUCAAAGUCGUCAAACUUGAGAAGUAUUACACUGGUAAGAACUGAGCAAAAGUGCAGUCCUUGAUUCAGUAUCUUAUCAAGCAGGACAAAAACAACCCAACCUACGUGAAGACAGAGAUUUAUUUGGAGAAAGAGAGUGGUCACUAUCAUAUAAAAUCUGAGAAGAAGGACCCUGAACAUCAGAAGAAAGUCUCUUGUGAUGAGUGAGAGUGUCAUGAAAAAGAGGAGGAAAUAAAGAUUAAGGAAACACAUGAGUGCUGUGAUAGAUGAGAGUUCUCUCAAUCUGUUUUAAAUAACGAAAACAAACCUAGAAUUAAGUUCUCAAGUCGGAAGAAAAAGAGAGUCAAAGAUGUGAGAUACAGAGAAAUUAAUUUCUUCCAACAGCUUUGUAACUAUUUUACAGGGAUGGAUAAGUUCUUGUUCACUAAUAUCUGUACUUACCAUAACUUGUUAACUAAUGCACUAGAGAGAAGAGUUGACAUGACUAGGGAUAAGAUCAUCAAUAAACAGCCUAUAACUUCAGAGAUCUGCUACUUCCAAGGUACUAUGGAUGACAAGUACAUCAAUAUUAUCCGUACGCUUCAUGAUGAAAUGAGGAUGAAGCUAAAAAUCAUUAUGAUUAAUGAAGACAUGCGCAAGUAUAUGAAAGACAACUACCUAAAUAUACACACCUAUAAUAAGGAAAAUGAGAAAAAGCUACUUGAAGAAAUUGACCAACUGAGAGGUUCUGAUGAUGACAACAUUGACGCGCAGAACAAUGAUGAAAAGGAAGAACAGAAGCAAACACACAAUGAAAAUACUAUUCAUGGGUGCUCCUGUGCUCCAGAAAAGAUUUUUGGUGAGAAUAUUGGUCUCUCAAUUGAUUUACUGCUAGACAACUCUGAAAAGAUCGGAGAAGAACACUUCUAUGUCCCUGACGUGCCUGGAUCACUGAUAUUAAAUUCUGAAUUUGGGCAGAAAUACUAUGAGAAAUUCUAUGGAGCUCUUCUUAAAGUGUUUGAAGACUUUGCUGACCACCAGAUUGACUCUCAAAAAUAUCAAAAAGAGGAAAAUUUCUUCCUUAAAUGUAUUAGCAAGGACCAAUUAUUUGUGAUAAAGAUAAAUACUUUUGAGAUUUUCUAUCGGAAGUCAAUCCGAUUUAUCAAAAAGGGAAAAGAUGUGUUCAUAAAAGCUUCAUAUUUCCACAUCAAUAAUGUGUUGCUUAACCUGAGUUAUAAUGACACCAAGAUGAUUCUUCACAACCUCAACCCUCAUUAUGAGGUCACACAAGAAUGGACCAAGGAGUAUUUUGGCAAACAGAAAAAUAUCCAGAUUGAUUACUCAGAUUUUGACCUAGAUUACUACCUUGAAGAAGAGAAUGAAGACUGGCUCAACUUCGAGACCAAUGUUUUGAAAGUUAUCAACAAUUUCAUGAAUUUCUUGAGGCAACAGCACAGACUGCUGUUCUCUGAAUCUUGAAUUAAGAUCAUUAGCCAAGGAAAUGAGGUGAUUCCAAAGGACUUUAUCAGCCUGAAAAAUUCAACUUAUUGCUUAUCUUUCAAGAUAAAUAUUACAGAUCUGAUUUUGCUAGCACUUGAACUCCAGAAAUUCCCUCAGCCGAUUAGAGAGGAAAAAUUUAAAAAGGUAGGCACUGUUGAAGAAGAAUGUUUCGAGAGAUAUGAGUCUGCCAAGCAGCUACCUGAUCUUUCUAGGAUUACCUCUGAAAAGGAAGCUGAGGAUAUGACCCCUAAUACCCACCAUCGCAUUGAAUCAUUUAGCUCCGCUGUUGUCGGUUCAAAUGAACAAGCUAAUGAUGAUGAAUAUGCUGAAAUUGAGAAGAACUUCGAUGAUAUCCUCAUGAAGGGACAUAUUAAAGACAGCUCUUCAAAUUAUUUAUUUCUGGGAGCCGAGAAUAGUUCAACCAAUAAGAAAUCUAAAGUCGAGCCUGAGCAUCCUCUCCUCUUCUACAUGCUUGAGAUGAUGUAUUCUGAUCGAUCAGAGUGACAAAAGAGCACGAUAGAUAGUUACUCAAGUAUUUUUGACAUGAAAAGUAUCAAGAAAUUCAUUAUUUCUGCGAAAUACAUCAAGGAGCAAACUGUAGAUGACAAUAAGGUCAACAAGUCCCAAGGCUAUAUCGGAGCUGCCCUUGCACAGAGCAGGAGUGAGCUCUUAGAUUUUGGCAUUGACUCCCUUGACAAUAUCUCCCUCAUCCAGGACAAUUAUGAUGAAGAAGAUGAAGAAAGCAACUUGUCUUCAGCAAAUGUAAUUUUGAAAUUUGAGCUCCUCCCAGAAGCUAUUGGAAUACUGUGGGAUGAGAAUAUAGAAGAAGACCAAAUCAUCCAGGAUUCUGAAAAGAGCAUUAAUAUAAAAGACUUUGAUAAAAAUUUCAUCAAUGUGUUCCAAGAGGACUGGAAUGAGAGCAUAGGCGCUCAAAACGAUGAUUCUUACGAUUCCAGACUGAAUGACUUGCUGAACAUUCAGGAUGGGAGCAAAGUUAAAGGAUCCUUCGGAAAGAACUCCAUUUCAUCUCUCAUCCCUACUAUUGUUAAAAACAGAGAAGGAGAGCACCGGAAUCAUGUAUUGAGACUAACUCAGAAAACCAGAGAAGUUAUUUACAAUAAGCUAGUGAACUUUGUCACAUUCUUCAUCAAACAAAAAUUAAACCUGAUGAGAUAUCUCCGACCAAUGAACAGCUCAAUUAUAAAGGAGGUGAUGAACUGCUUGGAACAAGUCAAUACAAAGACCAUUGAGAUCAAUAUUGACCUGAAAGGCUAUACCGCCUCCAAAGAGGUCUUACUCAAAAUGAUGACUGAUGAGAUAAAGUCAAACAAGGUCAUGAAGUUCGGCUACCAAUCUAUCAACGAUGGAGAAGAUAUUUUCUUCUCUAUUUCGACUAAAUAUUUCCAAAAUUUUAGGAAGAAAGACAAGAUUUUCGACCAGAAUGAGGCUCAUAAUAGAAAUUUCAAAGAGAGCAUCAUUGAGUCUGGAAUAAAUGAAGGACGUAAUUGGAGAGACAAGAGAGCAGCUAUGAUUGGUAAACCUGUCAAAAAUGCGCUAGGAAACAAGAAUAAUAAAAAUAUAAAGCCUAGCAGAUUCCUCAACUUUAGACACACAGAUAACUCCAUGAUUAGGAUGAGUAGUGGGUUUAUGAACGGGUUUAAAUUCAGUGACCCAGAUACGUACACUGCGCUUGGAGACUUUGAAAUUGACAUCUGGAUGCUACUCCAGAUCAUUAUUGCACCAAAAGAAGGCACUAGCAAAUCUGAUAUGAUCAAAUUAUCAGUUAAAUGACUCUGUGAUGACGAUGAAAUUUUCAAAGAAAUCGAAACUAAGUUCAAGAAAAUGACCCAAGAAUUUGAAAACAAGCUCAUUACAAGGAUUUUACUAGUCAAACUCAAUGAAUCAAGAGAGUGGCCUACAGAUUUAGUCAUUAAUGACCCAGAGCUGAUCAACAAGGAAGAAGAAAAGGCAAGCGUUAAAAGCAGCUUUAUUCAUCAAGAAGAAUCUUCCUCAAGAAAGGCAUCUACUUCAGAGAAAGUCCAAACUGAAGUUAAGAGGAAAGCUGCUCCUCCUGCUAAGAAAAGUGUGAAAUUAUCAAGAAUGGAAAAAUGGGCUCAGAAAAUGAAAUCAGUUGAUUCCUCAAAUCAGCCAGAUAAAGAUGAUACUAAAGAUAACAAAUUUACAUCCCCUGAUAUCUCUAAGAUGAAAUGAAUGAACUGUGGAUUGGAAAAAUGAUCUUGAACUCAACGUAACAACACUAUUACAAAGGCAAAACUGCUAGAUUUCUCGAAGCAACCUGAAGAUUCUCCCUCUAAGAGAAAUGAGGGUACCGAGGUAAUCGCCUUGGUGGAAGAAGAUGAGGUCAAGAAUCAGAAAGACCUGAGCCAGUAUGAGAUAAAGCUAGUCUUCGUCCACAAGUAUAAAGUCCCAGCCAACAUCAACAUUAAGUCGAUUGAUAACAUGAAUAUCUUGAAGAAUCUUGAGUGUAACAGAAAGAAUAUUUUUGUUAUUAAGGAUAAAUCCAAAACCUUUGUGUUCACUCUAAUAGACAAGAGCGAUGAUGAUCCAUUCAGAGGUGUAAAGACAUCAGCUUCUGUCUUGGUUCAUUCUGACCAGGUCAGACAUCAGGAGAAUAAUAUACUUUUAAAGCUGUAUGGGGUUUCUGAUCCUAGCGAGGACUUUUUGAAUGAUAUUGUCCAUACUAUUGAUGCUCAGAUCAAACAAAUUACUCUUAUGUUGAGAGCAAAAACAUUGCUGAGGAAGAAGCCUAAUCUCGAUGAUUAUGCCUUCAUCAAUGAUCGAAGUGAAAGAGUAAUGCUUGCGUUUAGGCUACCUCCAUUCAUCCAAGCAAUAGUCUCCCAGAAUUUCACACAGUUACUUGAUGAUUUGAGGAAAAAUCUAAUCGGAACUUGCAUUCCAUUUGAAUUGGAGGAGCCUAGCAAGGUAGAAUUUUUCAAUGAAACUGGAGAGAGAAACUCAUCAAAUAUUAUUAAGAGCUCUUUCAGAAUUUCAAACGCCUUGAAAAAUUCGACAGUUUCUCGAAGGAAUGUCUCUGCAACAAUGAUGGAGGAAGUUGGUCUUGAGAAUAGGAACAAAGAUAUUGUAAACACUUUGCUCUAUAAUGGUUUCGGUGGUAACACUCAAGCUAUCAGAAGAACAAAUCUUGAAAGCCAUGCAGAUAAAUCUGAGAGGAGGAAUUAUGGAGCUGCUCUGACCAAUGUUAUAUUUGGAAUAAAGAAAGCAACGCCAGAAGAAUUCACUAUGAUUCUGAACCACCUUGACUCCUUUGCAGUCCCUACUUUAGACGAAGGGAACAGUCCCUUAGCCAAGCCAAAGGCUCAGAAGGUCAACAAAAGUUCUUUGAAGGGAAGGUCUGUUCUGGCCAAAAUAAUUUCUGAUGGAAUUAAAUCUACCAAAACUUCUAUUACAAAAACUCUGGAUUACAGACCUGAUGAUAGCUUAGAAGAGAAAGAGAAGCAGCUUAUGCACGAGAGCGAUCUCAAUGUAAAUUCUGUCCGAAAUACUAUUGAAAGCAAAAUAGUGAAGGAAGAAAUUCAUCCUGAAAUCCAGGAUUCGUACAUCUACGUUCAUGCUAACUAUAAGGGUGAAUUGAAAGAGGAAAGAUUUGCUUCAUUCUUACUUUCAAAACUGACAGAUACGAUCAUUGGACAGUUUGAUAAAUACCUUGAAUACAUCAAAAACAAGGUUUCCCUUGUCCCUACAUUCUCACUAGCCCCUGCUCAGAGAAAGGACACUAAACCUCUAAAUGUCACAGAGCUAAACCUCCAGAGGGAUCUAGGAGAUAGAGCUGGAGCAUUCUAUUUCCGUAAAAAGAGUGAUAUCCCAUAUUAUAUCGAACCUAAGACACCUAAACAAACUCCAGCGGAGCCAGCCCAGGAUUUGCUUAAAGAGCCUAUUCAAAUUACCAAAAACCAUAGCGUUGGAUCUACUCUAGAAGGUAAAGUUGAGAAAAGUAACACAGAAAAUAUUGAGGGUAACUCCUCUGCUUCGAAAUGUGACAAAAUUGAUGAAGAAGAUGAAGCCUCUUGUAAAGAAGAAAGCAAGGAAGACUUAGGGUCUUCAAAGCAAGACUCUAGUAGUAACUCUAAAGAUGAAUCUGAAGGAAAACAGCAACUUUUAGCUGUGGAGAAAUUGGUAGUCCAUAAGGCAAAGAGCAUCGUGAAUGAUGGCAAUGAGGAUUUCCCAUCUGAUAAUAUUAAGAGAUCUGCAAGUAUCAAUAUCAAAUUUAAGUACCCUGAGUUUGUGAGGAAAUCUUUGUUAUCAAUGAUACAUGAGCUGCACGAAGUCUUAAAUGAGAGCAAGAAGGAUUAUUUGAUUAGAAGCCAACUGGUCGUGAAUUGUAUCGAUCAAAAUGAGAACAUUGUUAAGACCUAUCUCAUUUUUAUCGGAUCUAACCCCAAAUAUGUAGAAUUGUUCCUCACUCUUAAUGCUGAUAUAAUUGAAGCUGAAGGACUUAAGCAAGAAAUCAAGAUUGUCUUUAAGCCAAGGAUCGAGGGGGCUCCUAACCCAACUGCUUAUGGUCAUGUAGAAGAACAAUAUCUCAAACAAAGGAUGAAAGGCUGAAUUACAUAUGAGAUCAGAGAGAACUUUUAUGCAAUCGACUUAGAAAGCCUCUCGACCUUGGAUGACAACUUUUAUGAUUACUUCAAAGAGGACAACUUCGAUGACCUCAAUGAUUACUUCCUAUUCAACUUGAUGCAUAGGCAAGAGUCACCUUCCAGAGAAUUUCUGAAGGGUUCUUCUAGACUCAGCCAGAGGUCUUCAGCGAAGGGAUCUGUAGAAUUUAAGGAGAUAACUCCAGUAGAGUUUGCUCUACUAGAGGACCCCUUCCAACUUUCACAAAAGAAAUUAAUCAGACGUAGCAAGAGUAUAGAUUUCCUACGAGAAGAAUUUAUGACUUUCAUCGGGGAAGAAGACCAUAAAAGCGAGGCUAAAGGUAUCGAAGAAGAUGAGGACUCUCUCUUAAAGUUCCAAGUCAACAACCUCGAGACCUUGAUAACCUCUCAGGACUUUGCAGUGAUUAUCAAUAUUACAAACUCUAAGAGCUUCAUGCAGGUCUGGGAAAUAGAGCAAGAUGUGGCCAAUUCUUUAAAAAGUAUCCUCAAUAAGCACCUUGAUUGGUACUUUGCCAAAUUUGAUUACACAGUGGAACUGUGUAUUACAAAUUUUGGAAAUUGCUUCAAUAGUGAAUAUUGGAGGAACAACGAGAGCUCAAAGAAAUCAAUAAAGUCACUAGGAAGUAAGAGCAAAGAGAUUAGGGAAGAUAAAGAAGACCCUGAGCCUACUGACCAAGAUCCUGACUCUGAAGAAAGCCAUGAUAAAGAGAUUCCGAAAGCUAUUGAGGAGCUUUACUGCUACUCUUGUUAUGCUUAUAAGAGAAGAUAUGACACUAAAGUUAGGAAAUUUAGCUGGCAUGAAUUUAAUAGAUCCAGAUUGCUCAGGAUAUUCUAUGCUCAAUCUCAGGACUCUCCGAACUAUGAAAAGAACAUGCAAGGACUCAACUUGAUUCAAAUUUUGAUGAAGCUGAGCUCUGAAGAAACUGCAGAUCUGGAGGAGCAAUUCCGUGAGUGUCUCUGGCAAUACCUGUCUCACAAUAUUUUGAAAUAAUAUGAAAUCAAUUGCAGGGA
Moneuplotes crassus is the source of this 10122-nucleotide messenger RNA. NCBI's taxonomy places the organism in Eukaryota, Ciliophora, Spirotrichea, Euplotida, Euplotidae. The record is from the annotation of a GenBank genome assembly.